AUGAGAAGAUCAAAUGUAACUCUUGAGAGGUCUGACAAGAAAAUAUACGCCUACGGAAGCACCACACCGCUCAAUGCCCAAGGUCUACGUUCUGAAGAUUUAGAUGAAACAGACAAUGAUAUUGAAGAAAAGGAUGAGGUAGGUGAGAAUGAUAUUCUUGGAAGUCCUGUCAUACAAAGUAGGAUAAGAGAUUUUAUUCGUCGCGAUAGCGAAAGUGAAAGCGAAAGUGAAGAGGUUGACACUGGCAGCUGUUUUGAUGUAAACACGGACUUGAUCAGCAGUGUUGAUGAAAGGAAGUCGAAAAAUAAGUGUCAAUGUUUACGUCAGUUUCGUUCCAAUGACGUUGUAGAAAAUCGAAUAAACGUAUCUGCAAUGGACAGUGAAACGCGUGAUGUGUUGAUAAUGGGUCAACUUCAGGCUUGUGGGACUAGCAAAGGUGAAGUGACCAAGCAGGGAAAAGACAGAAAAAGACAUAAAUUUGACUAUCAAUUUAUGAAUUCACCUGUGUGCAAAGAUUGUUUUCUGUUUGUCAACAACAUUGGCGACAAACUAUUAAAAAACAUUAGAAAGCAUUUGUACAAAGAAGGAGCAGUGCCCAGAGUCCAUGGAAACACCAACAGGACACCCAAACAUGCUGUCAAUUAUAAUGAUGCUCAGCAGGUUGUGAAAUUUAUCACAAGGUUUGCAGAUCAAUUUGGUAUACCUCCGCCAGCUGCACCUAGGGGUCGAGAUGGCAUUCCCCCAGUUUACCUUCCUGGAAAAGAAAGCUACAAGACUGUCCACCAGCAAUAUGCAGAAGCAUAUGGUUCUAAAGAUGACAAUCGAGUCCUAUCAGAAACUACAUUUCGAAGGAUUUGGCACAGAGUUGUUCCCCACGUGAAGUUUAUGACUCCACGCACAGAUGUAUGCCAUAAGUGUGAACAAUUUCGGGAUUUAAUCCAACAGUCAAGAACAGAGGAGGAGAAGUUGUCAGCUACUGAGGCAUUCAGUGACCACAUCAAGUCAGCCCAGAGAGAAAGAGAUCACUACAGGAGUGUAUGUGCUGCAGCCAAAGAGGAACUUGAUGGUCAACCAAGAUCAGAGAGUCCUGUCACACCUUGUUCAAAGGAUUUGAAGAAUGUUCAUUACAUAUUUGACUUUGCACAGAGUGUUCUUCUUCCGACACAUUGUAGACAAGAAGGGGCUCUUUAUUUUUUGUCUCCUUUUAAAGUGAACUUAUUUGGUAUUUGCAAUGAUGGAAGGACAUUGCAACAUAACUAUGUGUUCGGGGAAUCCCAAAGUAUUGGUGAGGAUGGGCAGCAGAGCCAUUCUGCAAAUUCCGUUGUGUCCAUGCUUGAUGACUUUUUCAACAAACACAGUGAAGGAGAGGAAGUGUGUCACUUAAAUGCUGACAAUUGUGGAGGACAAAAUAAAAACCACAUCAUGACAAGUUAUCUUUCAUGGAGAGUAGCCAACAGCCUACACAAAGAAAUUAAUUUACAUUUUAUGAAACCAUAUCAUGCUAGGUGUUUGGUGGACAGUUUGUUUGGUCUAGCCAGGCGGGCAAUUCGCCGUACAGAUUGUGAUUCCAUGGAGGAUCUUAAGCGGACUGUGGAACAUUCAACAUCACACAACCGUGUUGUUCUGUAUGGAAGCCAGGAAGGAGAGUGGCAGUGGAGAGACUGGAAGACAUUCUUCAAGCCAGUGUUUCGCGCAGUCCCUGGUAUCCAGACAUUUCAUCACUUCAAGUUUUCUUCAGAAAGACCAGGUGAUGUUUUUGUGCGGAAAGAUGUAGGUGGCCCGGAGACAACAGUACGCCUGCUGAAGAGAGGGAAGUCUGUGCCGACUGGUUUGCCAAGCAGACUGGAGCCAGCAGGAACAUCCUCAGCAAGGUCCAAGUAUCUUUAUGGAAGUAUUCGACAGUUUGUGAAGGAUCCCCACAAGGAUGAGUUGUGUCCACCACCUCUUACAGAGGAAUGAGCAAGAUAGUCAGUGGCCACAUAACAUUGCAUUAAUUGUUUCGACAAAUUUGAAUAGUUCAGCUCCUUUCAGUGUUACACAUGUAUUUAUAAAAUCAAGUUUUACAAUGUAGUCAAAGAUUUCUUGUGUUCUAAUUUAUCAUCUCAAUUAAAUGUGUAAAUUGUAUAUAAUGUGUUACGGUAUAUCUUUGAAGAGACAUUCUGUUUAUAUUCAUAAAGUGAACUCUAGUAGGAAUGAACAAUGAAAUCAAUUUCAAUUCCAACUCAACUCACAAAAUAAGUUGUCUUCUCACAACUCUUGUUUUAAACUGUGUUUUAUAUUGAUCAUCAUGCAAUAAUCAUCAGUUCUUUGAAACCAAGGGGAAGUGUGUAAAAUGCAUCUGGAUAAUCACAAAAUCUCUUUUUGGUACUAGUAUUUGUUUUGUAUAUAUAUCCAACUUCUCAAUGCUCUAGCUAGUUAAUAAUAUGCACAGGUCUGUAUUUUUAAUAUUGGUAAAUAUUUGUGUAAAUAAGUAUAUGCUCCUAUUUUUCAUGUUAUUAAACAAUUGAGUUUAUUUGUUUGCAAAUUUAUGAAAAUACAAUGUUGUACAUAAAUAAACAAAAUCAUAUUUUAACUGUU
This is a messenger RNA of Pecten maximus, 2577 nucleotides long. RefSeq lists its product as uncharacterized. The record is from RefSeq and is a predicted model, not a curated record. Bases 1 to 1959 code for a protein of 652 amino acids. Lineage: Eukaryota; Metazoa; Mollusca; Bivalvia; Pectinida; Pectinidae. The transcript has 7 exons.